CUGAAAUACCCGGGAGUUAUCAAAUUUGAUUGUCAAGGUCGUGGUGUCAGUUUUGCCUUUUCCAUCUCCAGCAAUAUAGGAUAUCAAUGCCAAGGGGUAGGAAGUCCUUACUUUCUGGUAUGAAACUGUCCUACAGUUGUGAAUGGCCAAACUGCUGUAAUACAUACAACAACGAAAAUUUGCUCAAAUAUCACCAGCUGCAACACUUUAGAGAACUAUGUGAGCAACCUUCACAAGGUCCACGUCUUCCUGUCUGUGGCAUAUGUAACGCCUCUUUAAAUAUAACUGAUAUUGAUGGGAUUGAAAGGCAUUCGUUUUUUCAUUCAUGGGUCAACCAACUGAAAACGAUCGGGAAACAUGUUUUAGAACUAAAUGACUGGCCUGUAUGUUUAUCCGACUCAGUAUCAUGUAAUUUGAUCCCCGAGCUUCCAACCAAAUUCGAGUGUGGUUGGGAAUAUUGUGAUUUUAAAACCAACGAUGUUUCUGUAUUUAUUACUCAUGUAUCGAGACACCCAGAGGAGUAUACCGAUUCUCGAUAUCCUAAAAAUGUACGGUUAAAAUGUCUAUGGGAGAAUUGUACAUAUAUAGCUAAUCGCUUAAGCAAUCUUUCAUGUCACUUGGAUACUCAUACUCAAACCAAACGUGCAGCUUGUCCUACAUGUGGUUUAUUACUUGUUGAUUUUCGUAAAUUAGAAGAUCAUCUUAAACGUCAACAAAUUCAUUUAUUAAAUAAAAGCACCAACUUCAAGGAGAACUUGCAUCAUUCGAUCAAGCCCGUGAAAUGUAGUCGUUGUAGAAGAGUAUUCAGUACACAAAGAUUAUUGAUGUCACACAUGAAAAGACAUAUCAAUACAGUAAAGUGCCCUUUUUGUGAUAUGACUGUCUGGAGCAAGUCAGCUCUAGAACGUCACAUCCUAUUUCGACAUUCAAGCGAGAAGCCAAUUAAAUGUCCAUAUUGUUCUUUUUCAUUUAAGUUGACCUAUUGUUUAACGCGGCAUUUAAGUUCUAAACAUGGAAUUCGUGAAUUAAAUGAAAAUGAUAGGAAGUCAACCGAUCCAGUUCUACCGGAUACCACUCAAUCUGAUUUAGUUGCUGAAAAAAGGCCUUACUGCACAUCUAUUGCCCCAAUCCAUGGACCGUUAGCUCAAGCUGGUGCCUUACCACAUGUUCAAGCAGAUAUUUUAACUCCUACAGACAAUGAUACUACUUCUUGUGCGACGGUCGAUGUAUUUGUCUGUCCUCAUAAGGAUUGUAAUUUCAAAACUAAUAAGAGAAAUGGUUACCUUGUUCAUAUUGGUCGUAAACAUAAUCCACUUCCAUCUAAUUCAUCAUUAGAGUCAUCAUCAGAUCGUCCAUAUGGUACCGAUAACUCACCAAAUACUUCUCAGGAACGUUUAUAUAUGUGUCAUAUGUGCUCUGUUGUUAAACGACGGGGUAACGAAUUAUCAAAGCAUUUGGUAAGAGAUCAUCACUUAGCUCGUCCUUCUGGGCAUGUCCGUUUUACUUACACCAUUUCAGAUGAUGGACAUUAUCGCCUACAGUUAACUCGUCUUGAUACUGUACGUGUUGCUGCUCAAUUGCUUGGUGAGACAGUUGUUAGUAAAUUACUCGUUGAGACAAGAAAUCAACAAUUGCCCAUCUGUGAAUAAAAUUUUUCCUACAAUCACUUCAAGUAUAUAUCUUCAUCACAGUCACUUCCCCAUAAUGUUUCGCCCACUCUGUACAGGUCCUUCGAUUAGUAUAUUCAAACACCUCAGCAAACUAUUCUUUUACUCCGUUUCACUCAGCUUCUUUAUUUUGAUGUUUUUUUAUGUUAAUGUAAGAUUUUUUGUCCUGUAUUUAGUUCUAUUGUUUACAAAACAGAUUGAAGUUUUUUCCAAUAUAUUUUAAAAUGAU
Schistosoma rodhaini is the source of this 1896-nucleotide messenger RNA. Lineage: Eukaryota; Metazoa; Platyhelminthes; Trematoda; Strigeidida; Schistosomatidae. The record is from the annotation of a GenBank genome assembly.